This is a messenger RNA of Triplophysa dalaica, 2818 nucleotides long. It is a transcript of the gene perm1a, whose product is annotated as PPARGC1 and ESRR induced regulator, muscle 1. Bases 152 to 2458 code for a protein of 768 amino acids. Gene Ontology annotation, biological process: response to muscle activity; regulation of DNA-templated transcription. The transcript is spliced from 3 exons. NCBI's taxonomy places the organism in Eukaryota, Metazoa, Chordata, Actinopteri, Cypriniformes, Nemacheilidae. Gene Ontology annotation, cellular component: nucleus; cytoplasm. The record is from RefSeq and is a predicted model, not a curated record.
AAACAAUAGACAUUUGAAAGCUGAGGUCCAUCUGAAGUCCAAAUUGGCCAAGAAAGUUCUAAAUGUACAAGAAAGUGACGUCGCAUUAAAAAUAACAGAAUCUGCUUCCCCCGUACAGUUAAGAGAGAUUGACUGUUCUCCAACUCCGAGCAUGAGAAAAACCAUAUCAGAGUCUGUAAGUGAUAAUUCUCCAGCAGAAUGUCAAAGGAAAUCCUUAUUAUCUCCUAACAUUUCCAGUGCAGCUGAUUCAACAGAGCCUCUUUCCUCUUUAUUCUCUUUUAACUUGAAUGAGGACACACAUAAAGAUGUAUCCUGUUUGGGAAAUGAGAUUGACUGCUGUGCAUUUAAAAGUGAACAAAACUUGCCAAGUAGAUGGAAUAUGACAGGGAUUGCAGAUGUCCAACAAGGCAGCUUGUCCGUAAUGGAGAAGAUAGAUGAUGAUAAACCUUGCUCAGAUGGAAACCCUUCAAAAAUGUUUUCACAGAAUACUUCGCAUGAAGAGAGAGCUGUAACUUGUGUGGACAUUUUAAAAUCUCAAACUUGUCAAAUAAGAAUUGCUAGUCCUUUAAGCGAGACACAUUUAGAGACUGAAUGUAACAUGAGGGAAAAUACUGUUGUUUCUGAUGGAAUAGGUGAGGGACAUAUUCAAAACACUAGUGAGAUGUUAAUGGUGAAUGCCUCUCUUAUAAAACCAGAUAAUUCAACUCAGGAAUCUGAAGGUAAGAAAGAGAAGAGUGUGAAUGAAGAUGGCGCCGUAGAAUUUGAGAAUAAUGGUGAACAUGUAUUAAACGAUUUAGCCACCAGAUCAAUUGAACACAUUUUCAAUGAACAUUCAACCCCAAAUGCUUUAUCAGAUAUGUCAGAGAUAUCUCUUCCCACUGCUGAAAGCCAGGGCACAUUCUCAGAAAGUGGAUCCAAAGAUCCAGAGAACAUUGUUCUGGAAGCAGAUCAAAUUCCAUCCCCUGUGUUUGCAAUCUCCUCAUUUUGGAAUGAAAUGGAAAAGUUAACCAUCAAUGACAUUUUGCGUCUGCGGAUGAUCGGGAGUGCCCAGCACCCCAGUGUUCUGACCCAGCCAGAUGAUAGAAGCGUCGCAGACACUACUGACGCUGCAGACUCCGGUUACUUUACACAACCGGAUGACUCUAAACCAGAGCGCUUGAGUGGAGACAUGUCUUUCAUAUCUGAUUUAGAUGAAGAUCUCGAACUGCUUCAAACUCAAAUUUCAUUGAAGCGAGAUGACGAGCCAUGUGGGUUUCCCAGCAGAUCUUCUAGUGUGACAUGGGAGAAUGAUUCCGAUCAAGCUAUGGUGGGUGAGGAUGUGGUGUACAUCAGCUCGGAAGCCGCUCUUCCUGAAAAUCUCUUUGCAGCUGAUGCCCAACAGUGCUUCAGAAAAAUGUGCAAGAAUAUUAGCGUGCAGAACCUGCAAGAUCUGGAGGCUCAACCGAUCAGACAAAUGUUAAGAAAUGCUUCGCUGCUUUCGAUACAUUCAGAAGCAGAGGAUCCUUUCUACCACGUGAACACGUCAUACCCGACAUGCUUGUCUGAAGAUGAGGACAUGGAGAGCGGUGGCAUCACGUUUUCUGAAAUAAUCCAGUAUUUCUUCAGUGAUGGUGAACCUGAACGGUGUUCUUCACAUGCAGACAAUGACACCACCGCGUCCCACCUUGAGGAAUCAGGCACAUCUGUGCCAGAGAUGUAUGAUCAUUUCUUCUCAGAGUUUGAUUCUGGAAAUUAUUUUAAUCCCUUCGAAAAUGAUCAAAUGGUACCCAUUUUCUCCUGCACCCGCUCUAAUAGAAACCUCCAGUUUCCAGAAGCGUAUGAUUAUUUUUUCCCUGAUUCCCCUGUCCAGUCAGAUGAAGAUGAUGAUAAUGACUAUUCACCCAUCAAGGUGGCGUCACGAUAUGACCAGAAGUCUUGCAACAACUAUUCUGUUGCAUCAACAGACAUGUAUGAGCACUUCUAUCCCGAAGACACUUUUGAUAGCAACCUCCUCUGGGCAAACCCGUUUUCACUCAGAAGGGUUCGACGCACUGACCCUGCAGUCCCUGAAGAGAAUUCCUGGGCCCUCACUCCGGUGAAGCCCUUUCACAAAGGUAUACAGUCAAUCACUGUGAUAGGCCCUGAUGACAAACCCUUUCCAGAUUCAUUGUACCUAAACCUGGAGAACCACAUCUUCCAGCAGCUGGCUGAGCAACAGAAGAAAUGUAUUGAGAUGCAGACUGUUGUUGCUGACCCAAGAUUCGAUGCCCCAUUCUUGCCUCUUAGACAGGCAGACAUGUGCUUGGUUUGUAUUGCAUUUGCCUCCUGGGUUCUUAAAUCGGCUAGUCCAGGAGCAGACACCUGGAAAGCUGCUCUCCUGGCGAAUGUCAGUGCGCUCUCGGCCAUACGAUACCUGCGUAGACACAAGAGGGAGGAGGUCUCUGGAAAAACUCCUCUGCGUCAGAUAGAGCCCGCAUAAGCCCAUUAUAGCUCAGCCAAUACUCACAGAUCUCAUUUCAAUCACAUCACACUUUUUCCAUGUGAUCCUAAAGAGCGAUGGUGAAUGUCAUACACAUGCAUGCAGGUAAUUUUUCGUCUUUCUAGUAGGAUUAAUUUACACUGUGGUAUUGUAACUCAGAAAACUACUGUAUACAGUAGUUGCAACAAAAUUAUAAAUGUGACUAAGCCCAGUGGCAGUCUUGUUCAUAAUAUUCUUUGGGUGACAUUGUGUUUUCUUCAACAACAUAUGGAUACUAAGCAUAAGCAAAUUUAAUGUAAGAAAUGACCAAAGCCUUUCAAAGAUGUGUUGUGAAAGAGCACUGGUAGGUUUAUUGAUGUG